Molecule: messenger RNA, 3950 nt
Organism: Anthonomus grandis grandis
Lineage: Eukaryota; Metazoa; Arthropoda; Insecta; Coleoptera; Curculionidae
Gene: Upf1
Product: regulator of nonsense transcripts 1
Exons: 17
Coding region: 191-3517 (1108 amino acids)
Biological process (GO): nuclear-transcribed mRNA catabolic process, nonsense-mediated decay
Cellular component (GO): cytoplasm
Molecular function (GO): RNA helicase activity; RNA binding; zinc ion binding
Source: RefSeq, a predicted model, not a curated record
AUCAAGAACCGUCAUGGCGCCUUCUGUCAUUCCUGUCGCCUUUCGUCACAAAUUUUUCAAAAAGUCGACGUGAAAACCUUGUGAAAUUGAAUUUCACAGCCGAAAACCGCAUCGCAAACUUUAAUACUGUUUGCCAUCAGUUAUUUAUGAAGAUUACCCAGACAUUUGCCAGGAAAAGCAAGUGGAAAUAAUGAGUGUUGACGCGUAUGGCCCGAGCUCCCAGACGCUCACGUUUUUGGAUACUGAGGAAGCUGAUCUAAUAGGGGCGGACACCCAGGGCUCGGAAUGUGAUUUUACCGAUUUUACUAUACCCUCGCAGACCCAGGCAUCGCAGCAUGAUCAUGCGGGGCCCAAAGUACAGGGCCUGCAGAUUAAUAAUAAUCUGAACACCAAAAUUGCCACUACCACUCAGGCUUUAGGAGAACUCCAGUUUGAAGAGGAAGAUGAAGAAUUCUACAAUAGCAAAGAGCUCCCAGAUUUUGCAUGUAAAUACUGUGGUAUCCAUGAGCCAAACUGUGUUGUUAUGUGUAACCUUUGCAAGAAAUGGUUCUGUAAUGGCAGGGGAAACACUUCUGGAAGCCACAUUAUCAACCAUUUGGUUAGAGCUAAGCAUAAGGAAGUUACACUGCACAGGGAUGGUCCUUUAGGAGAAACUAUUCUGGAAUGCUACAGCUGUGGUGUCAGAAACGUUUUUGUGCUUGGGUUUAUUCCUGCUAAAGCUGAUUCUGUAGUUGUCUUACUUUGUAGGCAGCCAUGUGCUGCACAGAACUCCUUAAAGGAUAUGAAUUGGGAUCAAGAUCAAUGGAAGCCUCUUAUUGCUGACCGUUGUUUUUUAACAUGGCUUGUCAAAAUACCAUCUGAACAAGAGCAGCUUAGAGCCCGUCAGAUUUCAGCUCAGCAGAUCAAUAAACUGGAGGAAUUAUGGAAAGAGAAUGUCGACGCUACUUUUCAAGAUCUAGAAAAGCCUGGUGUAGAUGAAGAACCACAGCAAGUUCUUCUCAGAUAUGAAGAUGGCUAUCAAUAUCAGAAUAUUUUUGGUCCACUUGUCAAACUAGAGGCAGACUAUGACAAAAGAUUAAAAGAGUCUCAAACCCAAGAAAAUAUUGAGGUUAGAUGGGAUGUUGGACUGAAUAAAAAGACAAUUGCUUACUUUACUUUGGCCAAAACUGAUGGAGAUAUGAAGCUUAUGCAUGGAGAUGAAUUAAGGCUUAGAUAUGUAGGUGAAAUGCAUAAAACCUGGGCUGGUGUAGGACAUGUUAUUAAAGUUCCAGAUAAUUAUGGUGAAGAUAUUGGGAUAGAACUAAAAAAUGGCUCAGGAGCCCCUACUGAAUGCACUAGUAAUUUUGUGGUGGAUUUUAUAUGGAAAAGUACAAGUUUUGAUAGAAUGCAGCUGGCCCUUCGUAAAUUCGCAGUGGACGACGCAUCAGUGUCUGCCUAUAUUUACCACAGGUUAUUGGGCCAUGAAGUUGAGGAAGUUUUAUUCAGAUGUCACCUACCCAAGCAUUUUUCUGCUCCAAACUUGCCAGAUUUGAACAGGUCUCAAGUUUAUGCUGUUAAGCAUGCUUUACAAAGGCCACUAUCUCUUAUACAAGGUCCUCCUGGUACAGGGAAAACUGUGACGUCUGCCACUAUAGUCUAUCAAUUAGUGAAGCAAAAUGGUGGUCCAGUGUUAGUUUGUGCUCCUAGUAACACUGCUGUAGACCAACUAACUGAAAAAAUCCAUAAAACCGAUUUAAAAGUUGUGAGAUUAUGUGCUAAAUCUCGCGAAGCCAUAGACUCCCCAGUAAGUUUUCUCGCGCUUCACAAUCAAAUAAGGAAAAUGGAAGGCAAUACUGAACUACAAAAGUUACAACAGCUAAAAGAUGAGACCGGAGAACUGUCCAGUGUCGACGAAAAACGUUACAGAAUGUUAAAAAAACUUGCCGAAAAAGAACUGUUAGAGGCCGCAGACGUUAUAUGUUGCACUUGCGUAGGCGCCGGCGACCCCCGAUUAGUUCGCUUGAAGUUCCAUUCAAUUUUGAUUGAUGAAAGUAUGCAGGCAACAGAACCUGAAUGUAUGGUACCGGUGGUCCUCGGUGUUAAACAGCUAAUUUUGGUAGGCGAUCACUGUCAACUUGGUCCAGUAGUAAUGUGUAAAAAAGCAGCCAGAGCCGGCCUUUCUCAAUCGCUGUUCGAGAGACUCGUCGUCUUGGGAAUUAGACCUUUUAGGCUUGAGGUGCAGUACCGUAUGCACCCUGAACUCUCCCGGUUUCCUUCAGAUUUCUUUUAUGAAGGAAGUUUGCAAAACGGUGUUAGUGCCGAAGAGAGAAAAUUGGUCAACAUUGAUUUUCCGUGGCCAAUACAAGACAGACCGAUGUUCUUUUUGGUCACUCAAGGCCAGGAGGAGAUCGCUGGCAGCGGCACCAGCUAUCUAAACAGAACCGAAGCGUCUAAUGUAGAGAAAAUAGCGACAAGGUUCCUUCGUGCUGGUAUAAAACCUGAACAAAUCGGAAUAAUUACACCUUAUGAAGGGCAAAGGGCUUAUCUGGUGCAGUAUAUGCAAUACCAGGGUUCCCUUCAUAGCAAGUUGUAUCAGGAAAUCGAGAUCGCUAGUGUGGAUGCUUUCCAAGGAAGAGAGAAGGAUAUUAUUAUCAUGUCUUGUGUCAGGAGCAAUGAACAUCAAGGAAUUGGUUUUCUAAAUGAUCCAAGACGUCUUAACGUCGCACUGACCAGAGCAAAGUAUGGAAUUAUAAUUGUGGGCAAUCCGAAAGUGUUGUCCAAACAACCCCUGUGGAAUCAUCUCUUAUCUUUUUACAAGGAACAAAAGGUUUUGGUAGAAGGUCCCUUAACAAACAUGAAAGAAUCCCUAAUACAAUUUGCCAAACCAAAAAAACUGACUAAUUCUGAAAACCCCGGCAGCCACUUUAUGUCCACCUCCAUGUUUGACGCGCGAGAAGCGAUGGUUCCGGGUUCGAUUUUUUUUAGAACUAGCUCUACAAUGAACGGCUCUGCAGGUCCCUUUGGCAACUUGGGUACAACAUUCCAGCCAAACAGACCCAUGCAAAUGGACAUGUUCGGACGAACUCACGAUCCCAUCAGCUAUAUCGCCCCUGAAAGGGCUCAAGCCGGCUUAAAUCUACCAGUUCCCAUGGGGAUGUUUAUGAAUAUGGCCCAUAUUCCACCCAGAUUCUACAAUCAACAUCAACAAGCCAUGCAGGCUAGACAACAGCAGCAGAAUCCGAGGAUUAAUAGUAGAAGACCUCCGCAAAGACAAAAAGGAAAACUUCUUAGCCAAGAUCAAACGCAACCGUUUAGUCAGAGUCUACAAUUGACACAAGGAGGAAUGUCUCAGCCCGGAUUGUCGCAACCAGGCUUCAGUCUUUCCCAACCCGGAUUAAGUCAAGCGGAACUCAGCCAGGAUCUGUACAUGGCAGAGUACCAGAGUCAGAUGGACGGGCUCUUGUCCCAGGACUCUACUUAUCAAGGAGACAGGUCCGCAUUUUACCAACCGAGCGCCCAAUUCUCACAGCCCUAUUGACGCAUCUCAGUACAAGACGAUCAAUAAGAUACGCGGAAGCGACUACAUGAUGAACAGAAUCAAAUUGGAAAGUGAGAAAUCGAAUCAUAAAUUCAAGUUAAACACCAUGAUAAAAGGAGAAAAUAAAAUAACACGCAUGCGUAACAAGAGUAACAAGAACUUUAUACGCGAGAACGACAAACAUGCCCGAGAAGGGAAAACAUCGAAUGGAAACAUAAUCAAGAAUUGUUUUCUUUUCGGCAACUUCACAGCAACAACGUAUAAAGAAACAUAUUUUAUAUUCUUAAGAUUACGCAACAAUAAAAAAAUACUUCGGAGGUUCAUUAUGUAACCGGAAAUAGCAAAAAAAAAAUAUAAAAAAUAUGUUUACAUGUGACUAACGGUCGUUCAGUUACUAUGUUAGUUUUUAUUUGAAUAAUUAUUAUUUUUAUUA